Syzygium oleosum is the source of this 534-nucleotide messenger RNA. RefSeq lists its product as uncharacterized. The coding region runs from base 1 to 534 and encodes 177 amino acids. The record is from RefSeq and is a predicted model, not a curated record. The transcript has a single exon. Lineage: Eukaryota; Viridiplantae; Streptophyta; Magnoliopsida; Myrtales; Myrtaceae.
AUGGCGGGGGGAGGCGACGGUGGCAGGAGGAGGGCGGCUGGUGGUCUGCGGGCAGCGGCCCACGGUGGCCGGCGAUCGGAGGUGGGCGGCGAUCGGAGGAGGGCGGCCGGAGGCGGGAGCGAUGGCCGGUUGGACGGCGGCCGAUGGCCCACGGUAGCCGGCGGUGGGAGGUGGGCGGCGGCCGAAGGUGGGUGGUGGCGGGAGGAGGGAGGUCGGCGGCGGGACACGAUGGGCGGCGGUGGAAGGCGAGUGGCGAAAGGAGGAGGACGGCCGGUGGCGGGAGACGGUGGACGGCGGGUGGCGGGUGGCAGCCUACGGUGGUCGGCGGUAGGAUGCGGGCGAUGGGAGAUGAUGGCUGGCAGUGGGAGACAAGCAGCGGCGGGAGGAGGGCUACCGGCGGUGGGAGACAGUGGUCGGUGGACGGCGAGCGGCAAUGGGAGGUGGGCGGCAGCCGGAGGAGGGUGGCGGCGGGCGGUGGUCGCUGGCAAGUGGGUGACGGAUGGGCGACCGACUAGUGGCGAGGGUGAACAAUGA